AUGAAAUUCACAUCUUUGACAGUCGUCGCGCUGCUUCUGGCAGAGAACAAGAAUGGAGAUGCUUUCACCGUGAAACAGCCGAUGUCAGUCUCUCAAAUUCAUCAAAAUCCCAGAAGUACUCUGCAACCGUUGAAGUUUGCUGAAAUUUCUGGUGGAAUGGAAGAGUUGCAAGAAUAUACUGAUGCCAAAACAGUGUCACCUCUAGAAAAGCAGAUUCGAAAGUCGCCGUCGUUCUGGAAACUUGCAGGAUAUGCCACUGUCCCUGUUUCAGCAGCCUUGGGAUUUGGUCUGGUUCCUAGCCGACGAUUGGCAGCUCAUGCAGCUGGAGCACUUGUCACUGGUGUUGCUGGUGCGAUUGGAAAAUCAAAGUUGGAUUCGGUUUCAGAAGUUGUGACUCCACCUGCCAUUGCCCAAGCAAUCUUGGACCACGGAUUAGACGACCCGUUGACCACAGCCGGAUACGUCAAGGAAGUGCAAGAAGUAUUUGGAAUUGUAGAUGACGAAGAAUUUGAAUGCAUGUGCUCUGAUGUAUACAGCAAAUACUUCCUUGGAAUGGUGAAAUUCAACCCCAUCGCUAAAACAAGUGAGUUGAAAGAGUUGACAAAACUAAGGCAGGCUUUGAGUUUGUCAAAUCUCCAAGUUGGAGAAGCGCAUUCUGCUGCCGCCGCUGAAUGGUUCCGCCAAACAUGCAUCUUCACCCCAGAGGAAGACCUUGACGACCCCGAUCACCCAGACCGCCAAGCAAUGGACAAGCUUUUGUUCCUGACGGAACGUGCACUCACCCAAGGUGGAGAGACUCCAGAGGCAUUCCAGUUUGAGAUGACAAGAGUUGCCAAAGCAAUGAAGCUCACAUUAUCAGAGGCCAUGGAUCGAGUUGCUGAUGUCCAAGAACCAUUCUAUGCACGUGCAUUGAAGUCCACCAGGACCAAGUUGGGAACCAAUAGUGUAUCUGGUUCUACCUUGGAGCGCGCUCGGGAAACCCUUGGUAUUGACGAACAAACUGCCUUCGAUAUGCAUGUUGCAGCCUUCAAUGAAGAAGUCAAGGAACUGCUUGGCUUGGGGGAGGAUGAUGAAGUUGUUGAGUUGAACUCUGCCAAGUUUAGCGAGGGAACACAAGCAAGACUGGACCAACUUGCCGAAGUUCUCGGUUUAACCCCUAAAGAUGCAGCCUACGAAAUCGCCGCAGAAGCAACUCCACUUUAUCAAGUCACAGCACUGGAAGCCAUACAGGGUGUUUUGGAUGGACUAAGAACCCCUGAUGGUGCCUGGGAGCAGAUGGAGGUCCGAAGAGAAGAGCUUUUGCUACCAGAAGCGAAGUCUAAGGAUUUGCUUUCUUCCAUGGUAAUGCAAGCCCUCGGAGGUCCCCUCGAGCAAACAAACAAGUUCGCCAAGGUCAACAAUGAAGUUGCAGUCUAUGACAACCUCCUUGAAGCGCUUGAGGCAAAGCAAGCUCUUCUUGCCAUCUUGGAGAAAUCUGGCUGGAAUGAAUUCGAGAAUUUUGAUAAAACUUUUUGCGACCCUUGGGACAAACAUUCUGCCAAUGGAUUUUUGCGACCCGACGAACGCAUCAAGAUCUACAAGAUUUUCUCAUCCAGAUCGCUUCGGAAUUCUGAAGAUGGGAAAAUUUCCGAAGAAAUGUUCGCACGAAUGGCUGAAGUGAAAGGUCUCUUGGGAAUCUCUGACGACCAAGCUGAGGUUGAGUCUCGAGCAACCUUUGGUCCCGAAUUGCAAAAGGUUUGUGUGCGAGCACUAAAUGAAAUUACUGCGGAUUACACACCUGAACUUGCAAAGAAUAUGAAGAAGGCUAUAAAUGAUGAAGUCGAAGCGUACAAGCUUACCGACGACUUCCUUCGAGAACAAGGUGCUUCUUAUUACGCUAAGGCUGUAUCUAUCAUCAGUGAAAAGUCUCCAAGUGGAAUUCCUACAAAGGAAAUGAACGAGGCGCUUGAGUCGCUCCGAGAGAUGUACCGACUUGAAAAGGAGGACACGUAUCCAUCUCACAUGGAGUAUUUUGGAGCUGUCUACCGAAAAAGUAUCGUUGAGGCUAUGGGAUCAACCGGUGUGAUUCGACCCGAACUUAAAGAUGCAUUGAACGACCUCAGAGAUCGUCUUGGUGUGCGAGAGGAAGAUACCAAGCAACUCUUCCUUGAGGCUGUCGAAGAAAAAAUGGUUCCCAUGGUUGAAUGGAUCAACAGUGAAAUGGAACGCACGAUGCUCUCACAAGAGCAACUAGCAAAAAGACGCGGGAAGGAUAUGGGACAAGAUAUGUUCCAAUCAGGAAAGGCGGCAGAUGGGGUACUGGGAGUUGGCGCUGAGGUUCAGAUCAUGAGCGACAUCAUGAACCUAGUUGAUUUUUACAACGAAAACGAAAUUGCAGAGGAGAAGGAAAUCGGCACCGAAGAAGUUGAUGGAGAAACUGUUCCCGUACUUGAGACUUCAUACCCUAUCACAGCACUCGGAUCCGAAGCGAUCGACCAAGAAAUGGCGGAGACCCUAUACCGUCAGUUCGUUGUUGGUGCUUUCACAAAUCAAGGAGAGCAAGCUUCUCGAUACGAGACUUCUCGAGCAACGUUCGGGGGAAUUCUUGGGCUGACAAGCGAAAAAAUGGAAGAUAUCAACAGCAACAUUGGAAGCACUGUGUAUGACAACUUUGUAUCCCGAUCAAUGGCACAAAAGGGAGCACUUGACCAACAAGACAUGAUGUUUCUUGCAAACAUUCAGGGCAAGAUCGGUCUAUCAGCAGAGCAAGGCGAAAAGCUGCUCAUGCAAUCCCAAAAGAAGGUGCUUUCAGAGGAAAUCAAUACCAUCAUGGAUGACCCUACACCUGAACGGGUGAAAGCCUUCCGAGAGAAGUGCAAUGUGAUGGGCAUGGACCUUGCAGAAGAUGUUGGCAUUUCCAAGCCUCGUCUCAUCAGAAUGUUCGAAUCCGAGAUCAUUCCUGGAUUGAAGUCUGGCGAGAUUACAGCCGAAACCAGUGAAAUCCUCACCGAAAUCCAGGAGAGUCUAAAUUUGGAGGCUGAAGAGUGUGAAGAAAUGUUUGAAGCAACAAUUGUGAGACUGUCGAAGCAAGCACUGGGUUUGACUACCAGCGAAUUAUUGAGAGGACGGUAUGACAAUGCAGUUGAUCCGAUCAAGGAAAUUGUCCUUUAUGCCUCUUUUGUUGACGGAGAUUUGGGUUUGGAAGCACCAGAGGAAGCCGAAGCAUACCAAAUUUUCAACAUCUAUGAAUCCCUGGACUUCUCAGAAAUAGACAAUGAGACAGUAGAAGAAAACAAAAGGCUUCUAAAGGCAGCCCUUGGAUUGGAUCAAUAG
Molecule: messenger RNA, 3312 nt
Organism: Cylindrotheca closterium
Lineage: Eukaryota; Bacillariophyta; Bacillariophyceae; Bacillariales; Bacillariaceae
Source: the annotation of a GenBank genome assembly